AUGCCUGAAGAUAUUGCCAAAUUCUUGAAGGAAGAACUCCACAGAACCACUGACUUUGUUGAUUGCAUCUGGGAAGUGCUUUCCGGUGAUAGUCGUUGCCGGAGGGAGCUGAUUCGCAAAAUCGAGUCCACACCCAACGUUGCUAUUCCUUUGAGUCCCGUAGCCACACCUGCUUCCAUUGCUGAAGAUGAUCCCGACAUACGAGACGUAACGGUCGACCCAGUCACUCCAGCACCAAACACCGACCAGCUCAUUGCGCGAUCGUGGUCGAGUGCUCGUGGAUACAACGAAGCGGCCGCCGACACGGAAGCCGAGAAUAUAGUCCAGCGUAAGCGGUGCCUCUCGAAAGAUGAUAUAAAGGACAGCCGUACCGUAAAGAAGCGUUCACCGCCCCUGCCGCCCACGGCAACUGCCAGCAAGCCAAGGCAGAUAUCGACGCAAGCGUCCACUGUCGAGACUAGUCGCAGAUUCCGAGGUCCUGGCCGGAAACAGAAACCUUCGGCGCCUGAUUUUAACGACGAACGAUUUAAUAAUAUUCUCGAGCAACUCCGAAGAGAGAUUGCGGAGUAUACUUUAGCUAAUGGUCUCCAGGAUGCUUGGAGAGUGGUGGACGCCCUCCGCUGGCCAAACCCGGAGGCUGUAAAACUUGACGAGUCAAUCUCAAGGAUUCGGCAUCUGCAGUGUCAGAUACAGCGCUGUGAUAUACCGGACGCAAAAGAUAACAGCUUGCCAACUCUGUUGACGAUCCAGCAACGAUUCUAUAUGGUCCAGUUGAUGGCCGAAUACCAGAAGGCACUAGAAGAAAAACACAAGGGAGACAAAUUUGGCGCUCUUAAAUGGUUUCAGAGGGAAGUUUACCCCGACCAGAACUCGAAACAACGGCAGAAAAGCUGGGACUACUUCCGUCGGACCGCAGAACCCCUCUUUGAAGCGGUGCGACGGUAUGGUUACGGCGUUCUUAUUUUCCCACUUCGUAACGUGACGAUGAAAAGUUUGCACUGUCUUCGGCGUGAGUCCAUCAGUGACGUCCUUGACUAUAUUCAAAAUGGGGCUGCGGAUUCGUGGACGAAUUCCAAACCACUGAUUAAGAUAGCGGGUGGUGAAGGGACGGUCCCGUACGAAAAACUUGAUCGCGAUCAAGAUUGCUCUCGGUCAUUGACGCGAAGUAUGUUCAUGUGGCUCAGGGACGCAGAUGGUUACCCUGUUGCUGAGCAAGCCAUUCGCGAGCAUGUGUGGAUUGCUGAUGAAUCAAGCUCAGACGAAGAAAGUGAUAUACUUGAAGAAGGAGAGGGUGGCUCAAACGUAGGUAAAAACGUUGGACCGUGGCUAGCAAAGGGAACUACGACCCGAAGCUAUACAUUGUAG
This is a messenger RNA of Beauveria bassiana ARSEF 2860, 1365 nucleotides long. RefSeq lists its product as uncharacterized. The coding region runs from base 1 to 1365 and encodes 454 amino acids. NCBI's taxonomy places the organism in Eukaryota, Fungi, Ascomycota, Sordariomycetes, Hypocreales, Cordycipitaceae. The transcript has 4 exons. The record is from RefSeq and is a predicted model, not a curated record.